This is a messenger RNA of Meira miltonrushii, 1770 nucleotides long. RefSeq lists its product as uncharacterized. The transcript has a single exon. Lineage: Eukaryota; Fungi; Basidiomycota; Exobasidiomycetes; Exobasidiales; Brachybasidiaceae. Gene Ontology annotation, molecular function: protein binding. The coding region runs from base 93 to 1496 and encodes 467 amino acids. The record is from RefSeq and is a predicted model, not a curated record.
GCCAUACCUUCAUCUCAUCUCAGCAACUUAUUCUUCUCUUCUUACCUUCUCUUUCUGCUUUUUGAAAGCAAAACUAUGACACUUGUCACGCGAUGAGCGCUACACAGAGCCGUCCAAAAGUUCGACCGAGACCAAGAGUUCGGGCAUCACAAGAACCUGGAUCAGAGGAUGGCAGAGAUGGAAGGGAGAGCACUCAAUCUGCACGCUCCAAGUCACCUUCAGUCUCUGUAACUGCUUCUCCAAGUAAGAAGAAGAGCUCAGCGGCAUUUCAAAGGACAUCCUCCAAUACGACUGCAACUGCUCAUGAUGACGGUUCAGAAGACGAGGAUGACUUCUACUUCAACACGUCAAAGACCGCCAAAUUACACAUGCCUGCAGCAUCAAGCUUUGACGAUGAAGAGGAAGAUGAAUUGACGGAUAAUUCUCAAGGCACACCUCAAGAUAAGAAGCGUGCGAAGGACCACAAAGCUGCAUAUCGUGCUGAAUGGACAAAAAAAGCACCCAAACGGAGAUUCGGUAAUUUGGAUAGCGAUAUGGACUCUGACGAUGAAAACGCGAUGAGCGAUUCGACGGCCGAGGGCGGCAUCGGAAUCGGGAGAUCAUCCAGAGAGCCCUCUCAGCUGACAACGAAGAGAAGGGUAAGACAACGAUCAGCCUCACAAGAAGUCACUCCUCCUCCAGAAAUUAGCCCGGAAAAGCUCAAGAUGCUGAGAGUGACAGUGUCUACGUUCAUCAAGCAAAAUGGUGGUGCACAGGAGGAUAUCAAUGAUGAUAGUGCUAUGGAUGAAUUGUUCAAUAACGAAGACUUCAAUAAAAGCAUUCAUCCAGACCUUUUGAAGGCUUAUCGUGGUAAAGGUGGCGCUCAAUUACGGCAAAAGAUGAGGGAAACAAGACCCGCUACGUCUCAAACCCAAAAGCCUUUGCCGUUACCGCCACAAGUGAAAAAGGCUGUCUCUUCCACUCAGAAUGCUGCCAUUGAGCUGUCUGAUUCAGAUGACAACGUUCCUUCGACAUCGACCAAACGAAUUCUUCGCAGCGAUACUCAGGAGGAUCGGGAUUCAUCGCCCAUCGAAGUCAUGGAGGUCAGGCGGGCCACAAGUACUGCUGUUCCCAAGGCUGCCGUCACGAAUCAGGACCAAAGAGACAUCAAAUCUAGCUUGAUAUCGACUCCAGCAUAUACUGCGGAAAGACCACAAGAUUCUGCAAUCGCGAUGGCGGUUCCAACACCUGCUGAAGAAAGCGCUCCGGAGCCUGAGGAAGAGCGUAUCACAGUGAUCCUUAAAGCAGAAGGUGGACUUCAAGAAUCAGUCAUGGUGAAACAGACAACUCUGGUCGGUACGCUCUUGAAUCACUUCAUCAACACACAUCGAGACAAGAUUCCACACGAUCGGAUCUCCAAGGUGCGGAUUCGUCUCGAUGGUGACAUCCUACAAGACAAGCAAACGAUGCAAAAUCUUGAUGUAGAUGAUGAUGACCAGUUGGAUGUUGUAUGGUGAAUUGUCCGUACACGACGUUAAUUUAUACCUGACCGUAAGCUGUAUUAUAACAUUCAUUCUAAAGCACAUCAAGCGCUCUUGUUUCUGUGUAAAUUAUCAUUAUCCUGUACAAUAUCACGUCAUGAUCGUGAACACGAUGAAUGUCAACUACUUAUUCGAAGCAAUGCGAUAAAUAUUGACUCCGCUCUUGGCGAUCUUGUGUUCAUGAUCAGGCAUAUGUCCGACCAAAAGUUGGAAGUGCAUAUCUUUCGUUCUUGGCAAGACCAAAUCCGCC